AUGUUAAGGAACAUAAUUAAUAUCAUAUAAGAGGGUUAAUUAGAGUCUAAAGAUAUAAUAACAAUGACAUUAAAUUCAUGUGCAGCUAUUUUUAUUUUGAUAAGCUACUUUGUGAAUUACCAUCUUACAAAUCAAAGACUUUUGUUAUUAAUGAUCAUAUAGAUCAUUGUAGUAUUGCAUUUUGAAAUUUCAUUUUAUGAAAAUCAUCAAUAUUCAUCCUUUAGCGCAAUCGUAUACCUCAUUUCACUCUAAUAAUAUCUCUAUAAAUAAAAGGAAUGCUUUCAUUAUUUAAGUCAUAGUGUAUUGAUUUAUGCUGUUACAAGAUCCUUGGUACAAAAAUUUAAUGAUAUUGUAAUUUGGGAGUUCAUCCUUAUUUUAUUAUGGCAACCAUUCAAUCAUUAUUUAUUACAUUUGCUAAGACGAAAGAAAUAUCAAAAAAAGGAAGAGUUAAAUUCAUAAGUCCAAUUCCACACUCUAUCAACACCAUAAGCAUAACAUACAGAAAGACAAGAAGAGUAGCCUACUACUAAAGUCAAUCUUGCUGAAGAUUUUUUUGAUUGUAUUCCAGAGGGAUUAGUUAUUUUAGAUGAAUUUUAUAAGAUCAUUAGACAUAAUUCAAAAAUCUUACAUUAUUUGAAUAUAACAGAUUCAUUUUUAAUUCCAUAAGCUUUAGAUGGAUUAUUUAAAAUGUAAAUGUUUAAUUUAAUUUAGUGCUCAAAAAAAUAGAAGUCCUUAAAAAGAGAAAAAGAAACCAAUUCCAUUAAAAUAAAUUAAAUAAAGAAUGGAUGUACAGUCUUAUUAUACUAGUUCUUUAGCAACUUCAUUAAAAAAAUAAUUUUGGAUGUCUGAUAAAGAAUAACAUAAUUUUGGUUUGCAAAAAGGUGAUUCAAUUACUUAUCCUUUUUUAUAAUCUAUUCUUAAUGAUUUUAAGUUAUAAAAUUUGAAUGAGAAUAUGACAAUAACUUCUGAAUGUAGUAGUAUAGUAAAAUACUAAAUAUUACAAGAAACAUAAAUUAAAUAAAGACAUCUUUAAAUUAAAAUAUAUGAUAUUAAAAUGACAUCAUAUUAAAAUACUCCUUUAUUUUUAUUUAUUGUUGAAAAUAUCACUAAUAAGGAAUAACUUAAAUUAUUAACAAAUAGAUUUAAAUUUUAAUAAGCAUUAUUAAACUCAUUUAGUCAUGAAUUAAGAACUCCUCUUAAUUGUACUUUAACUUUAUUAUAAGCACUCAAAAAUAAAUUGAAAAAUGAUGAUAUUAAUAAUGAAUAUUUAAAUCCUUCUAUAGUAUCAAGUCAACGAUUAUUAUAUUAAAUAAAUGAUAUUCUUGAUUAUGCUCAAUUAGAAUGUCAAGAUUUUUAAAUAAAUAUUACUGAAUUUAGAGUUGGUGAAGUAUUUUAAACAUUAAAAGAUUUUUUUGAAUAAGAAUGUAAAUAGAAAUAAAUUGAAUUGAUUAUUGAAAAUGAUUGUUUAAUAUCUAUAAGAAGUGAUAAGGAUAGAAUUACUUAGGUGUUAAUUAAUUUAAUUAAUAAUUCUAUUAAAUUCACAUCUUAAGGAGGUAGAAUAGUAAUCAAUUUAAAAAAGAGAGAUAAUAUGUAUUAAUUUACUGUAUGGGAUAAUGGUAAAGGGAUCUCUAAUAUUACUUUAGCUAAUAUUUUUGAAUCAUAAAAAAAUAUGAAUGCUAGUAUAAAAUUUGCAGAAACUACAUCAAAUUCAAAUAAAUUAGGACUAGGAUUAAAAGUUAGUAGAGGUAUUGUAAAAUAUCUAUGUUAAAAUGGAGAUUUAGUAAUUAAAAGUUAAAAGGAUAAUUAUACAUCAAUUAAUUUUUUUGUUGAAGAUUAAAUUAUAAAAGUAAAUGAAGAUAUCACUGAAUAAGAAUCAAUAAUGAGAUUUGGAAGUAAACAUACUGUUUAAAAAUGUGAAUGUCCAUAAAUAUUGAUUGUUGAUGAUAUACCAUUUAAUCAUAUUGCAAUGAUUGCCAUUUUGACUAAUUUUGGAAUAAAAUCAGAAAGUGCUUAUGAUGGAACAUAAGCUAUAGAAAAAGUUAUUCUUAGAUUAAAAAAUAAGGAAUGUUGUAAAACAUAUAGAAUAAUAUUUAUGGAUAUUGAAAUGCCUGGCAAAAAUGGAUUUUAAACUUCAGCAGAAGUAACCAUUAUGUGAUUCAUAGAUAGUAGAAAUUUUGAAGUAAUCAAAUUGCCAAUCAGUCAUAGUAAUGUGUUCUGCAUAUACAGGAGAAGCUAAUGUUGAAUAGGCUAGAAAAUGUGGAAUGAAAGAAAUAAUUCCUAAACCAAUUGCUUACAAUAACCUAUAACUAUUAAUAUCGAAAUAUUUUUAAUCAUUAUCUUGA
This is a messenger RNA of Paramecium pentaurelia, 2342 nucleotides long. Lineage: Eukaryota; Ciliophora; Oligohymenophorea; Peniculida; Parameciidae. The record is from the annotation of a GenBank genome assembly.